AUGUCGGCCGCCGUCGUCAAUGUCGAUGAGCCCGAAAAAAUGGAGCCGACGCUCCAGUCGAUCCUGGAUCAGCGGUCGCUGCGCUGGAUUUUUGUCGGCGGCAAGGGCGGUGUCGGCAAGACUACCACUUCGUGCAGUCUGGCCAUCCAACUCGCCAAGGUGCGCCGCUCCGUGCUGCUGCUGUCGACUGACCCGGCGCACAACCUCAGCGAUGCCUUCAGCCAAAAGUUCGGCAAGGAGGCCCGACUCGUCGAGGGCUUCGAUAACCUGUACGCCAUGGAGAUCGACCCCAAUGGUAGCAUGCAGGACCUGCUGGCGGGCCAGACGGGCGAUGGUGAUGCUGGAAUGGGUGGCGUGGGUGUGAUGCAGGACCUGGCUUAUGCGAUCCCUGGUAUCGACGAGGCCAUGUCCUUUGCCGAAGUUCUUAAGCAGGUCAACUCCCUCUCCUACGAGACUAUCGUCUUCGACACCGCGCCGACAGGACACACCCUGCGCUUCCUGCAGUUCCCAACCGUGCUGGAGAAGGCCCUGGCCAAGGUAUCACAACUGUCGGGCCAGUACGGCUCCCUCCUGAACGGCAUUUUGGGGGGCAGCGGUACGCUGCCUAACGGGCAGACGCUGAGCGAUGUGAUGGAGAAGCUGGAUUCGCUGCGGGUUACCAUCUCGGAGGUGAACGCGCAGUUCAAGGACGAGCGCCUGACCACGUUUGUGUGCGUAUGCAUUCCCGAGUUCCUGUCGCUGUACGAGACGGAGCGCAUGAUCCAGGAGCUGGCCAACUACGGCAUCGACACCCACUGCAUUGUUGUCAACCAGUUGCUGUUCCCUAAGCCGGGCUCCGACUGUGAACAGUGCACGGCCCGCCGGCGCAUGCAGAAGAAGUACCUGGAUCAGAUCGAGGAACUGUACGAUGAGGAGUUUAAUGUAGUCAAGAUGCCGCUCUUGGUGGAGGAAGUCCGUGGCAAGGAGAGGCUAGAGAAGUUCAGUGAGAUGCUCAUCAAGCCGUUUGUCCCGCCGGAGUAA
Thermochaetoides thermophila DSM 1495 is the source of this 1020-nucleotide messenger RNA. RefSeq names its product arsenite translocating ATPase-like protein. Gene Ontology annotation, cellular component: GET complex. Gene Ontology annotation, biological process: post-translational protein targeting to endoplasmic reticulum membrane. The transcript is spliced from 2 exons. The record is from RefSeq and is a predicted model, not a curated record. Gene Ontology annotation, molecular function: ATP binding; ATP hydrolysis activity. Lineage: Eukaryota; Fungi; Ascomycota; Sordariomycetes; Sordariales; Chaetomiaceae. Bases 1 to 1020 code for a protein of 339 amino acids.